Trichoderma citrinoviride is the source of this 1218-nucleotide messenger RNA. RefSeq names its product Asp-domain-containing protein. The record is from RefSeq and is a predicted model, not a curated record. The coding region runs from base 31 to 1218 and encodes 395 amino acids. The transcript is spliced from 3 exons. Gene Ontology annotation, molecular function: aspartic-type endopeptidase activity. Gene Ontology annotation, biological process: proteolysis. Gene Ontology annotation, cellular component: fungal-type vacuole. Lineage: Eukaryota; Fungi; Ascomycota; Sordariomycetes; Hypocreales; Hypocreaceae.
CCCAUCAUCAAUACCUCAGCGUCGCCCAGCAUGAAGAGCGCGUUACUUGCCGCCGCGGCGCUUGUCGGCUCCGCCCAAGCCGGCAUCCACAAGAUGAAGCUGCAGAAGGUCUCCCUGGAGCAGCAGCUGGAGGGUUCGAGCAUCGAGGCCCACGUCCAGCAGCUCGGCCAGAAGUACAUGGGCGUCCGCCCUACCACCCGUGCCGAGGUCAUGUUCAAUGACAAGGCGCCCAAGGUCCAGGGCGGUCACCCGGUUCCCGUCACCAACUUCAUGAAUGCCCAAUACUUCUCUGAGAUUACCAUCGGUACCCCCCCUCAGUCGUUCAAGGUUGUGCUCGACACGGGAAGCUCCAACCUUUGGGUCCCCUCUCAGUCGUGCAACAGCAUCGCCUGCUUCCUGCACUCCACGUACGAUUCGUCUUCGUCGUCGACGUACAAGAAGAACGGCUCCGACUUUGAGAUCCACUACGGAUCAGGUAGCUUGACGGGCUUCAUCUCCAACGAUGUCGUGACGAUUGGCGACAUCAAGAUCAAGGGGCAGGACUUUGCCGAAGCUACUAGUGAGCCCGGCCUUGCCUUUGCUUUCGGUCGCUUCGACGGCAUUCUCGGCCUUGGCUACGACACCAUCUCGGUCAAUGGCAUCGUCCCUCCCUUUUACCAGAUGGUCAAGCAGAAGCUGAUCGACGAGCCCGUCUUUGCUUUCUACCUGGGAAGCAGCGACGAGGGCUCCGAGGCUGUCUUUGGCGGCGUCGACGAUGCUCACUACGAGGGCAAGAUUGAGUACAUUCCCCUCCGCCGCAAGGCCUACUGGGAGGUGGAUCUCGACUCCAUUGCUUUCGGUGACGAGGUUGCCGAGCUGGAGAACACGGGCGCCAUCCUUGACACGGGCACCUCUCUCAACGUCCUUCCCUCGGGCCUCGCCGAGCUUUUGAACGCCGAGAUUGGUGCCAAGAAGGGCUUUGGCGGUCAGUACACUGUUGACUGCUCCAAGCGUGAUUCUCUCCCCGACAUCACCUUCAGCCUGGCCGGCUCCAAGUACAGCCUUCCCGCCAGCGACUACAUCAUUGAGAUGUCUGGCAGCUGCAUCUCGUCCUUCCAGGGCAUGGACUUCCCCGAGCCCGUGGGCCCCCUGGUCAUCCUUGGCGAUGCUUUCUUGCGCCGCUACUACUCUGUCUACGAUCUCGGCAAGGACGCCGUUGGUCUUGCCAAGGCCAAAUAA